Messenger RNA from Microdochium trichocladiopsis, 837 nucleotides. RefSeq lists its product as uncharacterized. The record is from RefSeq and is a predicted model, not a curated record. Lineage: Eukaryota; Fungi; Ascomycota; Sordariomycetes; Xylariales; Microdochiaceae. The coding region runs from base 1 to 837 and encodes 278 amino acids. The transcript has 3 exons.
AUGCUGGGCAAGGCAGCGCUCACCUUCGUUCUCCUUGCUGCGCAGAGCCUCGCCAAGGACGGCAGCUCUGGCGGCGGCAACAAGGACACUGCCAACUCGUACACCCUGUUGCUCAACGGCAAGUCGUACAACGGUGACUUUGACCUCAAGAACCUCGCCUGCACCGGAACCGUCAACGUGCGCGGGCUCAACAAUGGCUUCGACAUCGACUGUGCCACAAUGAGCGUCUACAACUACACGCUCACCGGCAGGGCGGACCCUAAUACUCAACGAAUGGUCACGUCGCCCACGCGCAUCUUCGCCUCGCGCGAGCUCUCCCUGACGGCCGCCCAGCUCGGCAAGCCCAGCGUCAGCAGGCUGCGCAUAAAGAACGGCGACCUCGUCAUGGAAUUUGGCGUCGCCGCCGGCAAGGUCAAGUUCCAGGCCAAGGACAAACCGGCCGGAGGCAUCAUGCAGACCGAGACCGAGAUCGGCGUCGCCAACGUCACGCACACGAUCAAGCUCGCGCCGGGGAUCUUCUACUUCCUUGACCCCAACCUGGGUAACGCUGUGCGGCUGGGCAAUGGCCUUCCUGCCGACUCGACACACAAGGUCCUCGUGGCCAAGGACUCCCCGCAAGGCGCAAACAGGAUCUACCAGGAUGGUUCUGUUUCUCAAUACAACGUGUGGAGCGGCGGCCGCAUGGGCGCCGUCUUUGGCGAGGACGCUCUCGAGCAGGCUCCUGGGGCGGGCAGCUGCACGUCCUCGUGCCAGGCACAGAACCAGAUCAAGGGCUCGCUGCCCGUGACCGAGCUGCCGGAUACUGUUGUGCCUAUCGGCGCUGGCGGUGAUGACUAG